AUGAAGUAUGGGGAAAUUGCCAACAUAAACCUAGUACGCGACAAAAAGACUGGCAAGACGAAAGGCUUCUGUUUUAUUUGUUAUGAGGACCAAAGAAGUACAGUUCUUGCUGUGGAUAAUUUUAAUGGCACUAAGCUACUGGGUCGUAUAUUGCGAGUUGACCAUGUGGCAGAUUAUCGCAAACCGAAAGACGAUGAUACUUUAGAUGAUCUGACAAAGAAGAUUAGAAUGGAAGGAUGUGCACCAAAAACGCCUCCUCCAUCAUCACCAUCUUCGGAAGAUGAAGAAGAAGAAUUACACACUAAAACAGUGAAAAAAGACAAACACAAAGAAAAGAAGGCAAAGAAGAAAAAGAGGGAACUUAAGUCAAGAGACACAAUUGUUGAAUCAUCAUUAUCAAAAUAUAGCAAAGAUAAAAAAAGGAGAAAAGAAAGAGAUGAAGACAAAAGUCAAGAAGAUGAGCAGAAAAAAUAUAAACGAUCCAAAGAUAAUGUUGAGCAGGAUAGAAAGAUGAGAAGAGAAGACACAGAACAUGACCAGAAAUCGCGGAGAAGAGACAGCAAUGAAAAAAAGAUGGCUAGAGAUAAGGAUAGAUACAGAGAUCAUCACAGUAACAGAGACAGGGACAGGGAUGGGGGUCCUAGAGACAAUGACGCCAGAGACAGGGAGCGCCAUUAUAGAGAUGAAGAGAGGCACAGAGAUAAGGAGAGUCAUCACAGGCAUGGGAAUAGGGACAGAGAUGGAGGAAGUCAUCACAAAUACAGGGAGAGCUCUAGAGAUAGAGGAGUCCACAGAGACUCUGACAGACACAGAGACAGAUACUUGGAUAGUCAUAAAUAUAAAUAA
Molecule: messenger RNA, 846 nt
Organism: Saccoglossus kowalevskii
Lineage: Eukaryota; Metazoa; Hemichordata; Enteropneusta; Harrimaniidae
Biological process (GO): mRNA splicing, via spliceosome
Cellular component (GO): precatalytic spliceosome; U2 snRNP; catalytic step 2 spliceosome
Molecular function (GO): RNA binding
Source: RefSeq, a predicted model, not a curated record